Molecule: messenger RNA, 1136 nt
Organism: Leucoraja erinaceus (little skate)
Lineage: Eukaryota; Metazoa; Chordata; Chondrichthyes; Rajiformes; Rajidae
Gene: cfap77
Product: cilia and flagella associated protein 77
Exons: 7
Coding region: 255-989 (244 amino acids)
Source: RefSeq, a predicted model, not a curated record
CAACGGGAUCGGCGUUGGAGACGGUUGCUGGGACAACGGAUUCCCAACAGAAGUAUUAAUGCUUUGGGGACUUCUGCCGUCUCCGAAUAAAGUGAUGCGAGAUGUUUAUGUUUGUUUGUUUUCAGACAACGGCUUAAGUCUGUAUCUGACAACACAGUGCUCGCCUCUCGUUUGGUCAGACACCCAGCCAGCCCCAGCGACAGUGAGAAUCCAAACUCCUCAGCACUGCAGAACAGUACAGCUCUAACGCCGAGAUGUUACCUGCUUCAUUAUGGUCGGAGACAAAUCGCGUUGGGGUGAUCAGGGAUUCAAUGUCGAUAAAUCCUCUUAUAAUGAAGACAGAACUUGGCAAGCCAAAACGAAGUGGUAAUUUCAUACCAGGAUCGAAUUAUGUGUACGGGACAUACAAUAGAAUAUUUGAUGGUGGAGUUCCUGCAGCUAUUGGCCAUUGGCGAAGUGUCCAACCUAAAGCACAGGCAAAGAUGCAGAAACUGAAGCGUAACUUUGCUGCACUGAAUAAAGCCGCGAUUAAAGCUGGACUGGUUACCGCACGAGAGAUCUACCAAUUCAGGGCAACGCAUGACAUUGGAACCUCAGCAAAUAAAGCAGAAAAGAAAGAAGGCAUGCUUCCUGAAAUAACACAUGGAAUGCCCCACCGGCCUUCAACCCCUAUGUUUGACCUACUGGAACAUAAGUUUCAGCACCAGUGGAUAGAGGAUCAGAAAAUACUAGACGAAAUGAAGAAGAGAAAAAAGACUCAUCAGGCCCACUUUGUGAAGAAUUAUCAAACCCGUGCAGCAUUCUUGAGCAAAGCUGUACCACGUGUGGAAUCUCCACCAAUAGUGCACCCUCUACGCUAUCAAAAGAUUGGCCCUCACCUGGAUACAUUCCGUAGUGCUGAAGCUCGGCAUGCAGCUUUUAGAGCAAACUGGCUGGAUUCUGCAGCAAGGAGCGGUCCCAAUGGGGAAGGUGUCUAUGCCCUUAAUUAAAUCCAUCCCUAAACCAACUAAUUUCUUCAACUUGCAAAUACAUAGAUUAUAACGUGUGCGCAUUGAUACUUGAAAUAUGUAAUGAUUUUAAUAUGGAGUCAGCAUUAAAUUCAUUCUUCAGUUAUCCAAUACAUUGGGUUUGUUUGU